ACUCCCGGAACUGAGUCUAGGUGCCAGACCGUCCGGAGGCGGGGGCCACGUCAGCGGGGCCUCCCUGGGCUGUGCGGGGUCCGGCGGGCGCCAUGCGACGGGGCGCGCUCCUGGCGGGCGCCCUGGUCGCCUACGCCGCGUACCUGGUGCUGGGCGCGCUGCUGGUGGCGCAGCUGGAGGGGCCGCAGGAAGCCAAGCUCCGAGCCGAGCUGGGGACGCUGCGGGAGCAGCUGCUGCAGCGCAGCCCGUGCGUGGCGCCCCCCGCCCUGGACGCCUUCGUGGAGCGGGUGCUGGCGGCCGGACGGCUGGGCCGCGUAGUGCUCGCCAACGCUUCGGGGUCGGCCAACGCCUCGGACCCCGCCUGGGACUUCGCUUCGGCUCUCUUCUUCGCCAGCACGCUGGUCACCACCGUGGGCUACGGGUACACGACGCCGCUGACCGACGCGGGCAAGGCCUUCUCCAUCGCCUUCGCGCUCCUGGGCGUGCCGACCACCAUGCUGCUGCUCACCGCCUCGGCCCAGCGCCUGUCGCUGCUGCUCGCGCACGCGCCCCUGUCCUGGCUGAGCGCGCGCUGGGGCUGGGAGCGCCGGCGCGCCGCCCGCUGGCACGUGCUGGCCCUGCUGGGGCUCACAGUGGUCGUCUGCUUCCUGGUGCCCGCCGCCAUCUUCGCCCACCUCGAGGAGGCCUGGAGCUUCCUGGAUGCUUUCUACUUCUGCUUCAUCUCCCUGUCCACCAUCGGCCUGGGCGACUACGUGCCCGGCGAGGCCCCCGGCCAGCCCUACCGGGCCCUCUACAAGGUGCUGGUCACAGCCUACCUCUUCCUGGGCCUGGUCGCCAUGGUGCUGCUGCUGCAGACUUUCCGCCGCGCGUCCGACCUCCACGGCCUCACAGCGCUCAUCCUGCCGCCCGCUCCGUGCCCCGCCGCCGUCCCCGAGGAUGAGGACGAUCGGGCGGACAUUCUGGGCCCCCAGCCGGAGUCGGGGUCGCGCCGGCAGCUGUCUGCCAGCUCCCACGCCGACUACGCCUCCAUCCCCAGGUAGCGCGGCCGGCUGGACCUGGCCUGGGACCGAGGGCCCCGGUGACUGGAGCUGACCCUGCAGGAACGUCCAGGUGCACAGGCAGGUGUUCCAGAGGCGCGGCCACCAACUGUCCGUCCUGUGUUUCACAGCCCGGUGGGGACGCGGAGGCCGUCGCGCCCUGUUUCUGUGUCCCGGGCCGCACUGGGCACCAGCGUA
This is a messenger RNA of Propithecus coquereli (Coquerel's sifaka), 1235 nucleotides long. It is a transcript of the gene KCNK6, whose product is annotated as potassium channel, two pore domain subfamily K, member 6. Lineage: Eukaryota; Metazoa; Chordata; Mammalia; Primates; Indriidae. The record is from RefSeq and is a predicted model, not a curated record. The coding region runs from base 93 to 1040 and encodes 315 amino acids. Gene Ontology annotation, cellular component: membrane. Gene Ontology annotation, molecular function: potassium ion leak channel activity. Gene Ontology annotation, biological process: potassium ion transmembrane transport; stabilization of membrane potential. The transcript is spliced from 3 exons.